AUGUCGUCCGCCGAAGCCUCCACCCCAUCUGCCGAAUCGGCGGCGCAAGAUACCCCGGCUAUCACGCAAAGAGACAUUUGUGAUCGAAUGCGAGAACUACAUCUUCCCUCCGACCUGACGAACGGAGGUCUUGAUAUGACCGAGGCGGUCAAGCUCUACUGGGACCGCGGUGAAGAGAUUACGCACCGGUUGAACGUUGUUUAUAAAGAAGUUGAAUUCGUGGGUAAUGAGAUGAGUGGGAUUAGGGCUGCUGAGGCGAGGGCUAAAUGGACAGAGGAGGAUCAGAAUGAGCAAAUCAAGAAUUUAAAGAAGGAAAUAAAUCUAAUAAAGGGAGAGUUACUUGAGGUAAGGGCGUAA
Morchella sextelata is the source of this 357-nucleotide messenger RNA. RefSeq lists its product as uncharacterized. The record is from RefSeq and is a predicted model, not a curated record. Bases 1 to 357 code for a protein of 118 amino acids. The transcript has 2 exons. NCBI's taxonomy places the organism in Eukaryota, Fungi, Ascomycota, Pezizomycetes, Pezizales, Morchellaceae.